Peronospora belbahrii is the source of this 1494-nucleotide messenger RNA. The record is from the annotation of a GenBank genome assembly. NCBI's taxonomy places the organism in Eukaryota, Oomycota, Peronosporomycetes, Peronosporales, Peronosporaceae.
AUGAAGAGCAUCGGCUCUCGUGUUGCACAGAAGGCGUUUUCGCAUGCGCGUGGCUUCCGUUCUAGCGCUGCAAUAGCCAGUGCAAUGGUAGAAGAGCCUGCAAUGGUACGCGUAUACGGUGGUCUUAACGAUGAAGACCGCAUCUUUACAAACGUGUACGGAGAAGACACUUGGCGUGUAGACGGCGCAUUACGUCGUGGAGAUUGGCACCGCACAAAGGAUUUAUUAUGUAUGGGACCAGAAUGGAUUGUACAAGAAAUUAAAGACUCGGGUCUACGUGGACGUGGAGGUGCUGGUUUCCCAAGUGGUCUCAAGUGGUCGUUCAUGCCAAAGCAGACUGAUGGCCGUCCAUCUUUCCUUGUGGUGAAUGCUGAUGAGAGUGAACCAGGUACUUGUAAGGAUCGAGAAAUUAUGCGUAAGGAUCCACACAAGCUAGUCGAGGGAUGUUUGAUUGCUGGCUUUGCCAUGCGCGCCCGUGCUGCCUACAUUUACAUCCGUGGAGAGUUUUUCAACGAGGCUUUGAUCCUCCAGGAAGCUAUUCAUGAAGCAUAUCAGCGUGGAUUCCUUGGCAAAAAUGCUUGCGGAUCUGGAUAUGACUUUGAUGUGUAUCAGCACCGUGGUGCUGGUGCUUACAUUUGUGGAGAAGAGACUGGACUGCUAGAGAGUCUCGAAGGCCGCCAGGGAAAGCCUCGGCUGAAACCACCUUUUCCUGCUAACACGGGCUUGUAUGGAUGUCCUACCACAGUGACGAAUGUGGAGACGGUGGCUGUGUCUCCAACGAUCUUGCGUCGCGGAGGAUCGUGGUUUGCUAGCCUUGGACGCAAGAACAACCACGGUACCAAGCUUUUCUGUAUUUCUGGACAUGUAAACAAUCCGUGUACAGUAGAGGAGGAAAUGAGCAUUCCUCUUCGUGAAUUGAUUGAUCGCCAUUGCGGUGGCGUUCGUGGAGGUUGGAACAACUUGCAGGCGUGUAUUCCUGGUGGGUCUUCUGUCCCUGUGUUGGAUGAGGAGCUAUGCCAGGAUAUUAUGAUGGACUACGAUGAUUUGAAGCAGCGCGGUGGCUCUGGUCUCGGCACGGCUGCCGUCACUAUAUUCGACAAAAGUGUUGAUAUGGUGGGUGCUAUUCGCCGGUACUCGCACUUUUACACUCAUGAGAGUUGCGGUCAGUGUACGCCAUGCCGUGAAGGUACGGGCUGGAUGGAAAAGAUGCUGACUCGCAUGGAGACUGGUGAUGCCGAACUUGAGGAGAUUCCUAUGCUAGAGGAAAUCUCGCGCCAGAUUGAGGGCCACACUAUUUGCGCUUUAGGUGACGCUGCCGCCUGGCCUGUACAAGGUCUGAUCCGUAAGUUUAAGCACAAGAUUGUGGAGCGCAUCGAGGACCCGUCCAGUUUUAAGCCGGAGGACCAUUUUCAAAAGUCGUGGCCUGGUGCUCCUCUUGAGAACCAAUCAUGGGUGGCCAAGUUCUCUGAUGGCUCGGCUUACAAAUCCGCGUAA